Messenger RNA from Salvia splendens (bonfire salvia), 954 nucleotides. Its product is annotated as protein LATERAL ORGAN BOUNDARIES-like. The transcript has 2 exons. NCBI's taxonomy places the organism in Eukaryota, Viridiplantae, Streptophyta, Magnoliopsida, Lamiales, Lamiaceae. Bases 331 to 693 code for a protein of 120 amino acids. The record is from RefSeq and is a predicted model, not a curated record.
CUCUCAUUUAUUAUCUUUGUCCUUUCUAUUCAUUCCAUCUUCAUCACACUAUAUUCUCUUAGCUCUCAUCUCUCUAGCUCAGCCUUAUUACUUCCCAUUAUCACAUUGAAAUUCCCAAAAUUUGAUGCAAAUUAGGGUUUCACCAUCUCAGUUUGGGUUCUUUUUAGCUGUCGAAGAAGGAAAAGAUAGAUUCUUGGGACAUCAAGGGUAAACAGUUUUUUACUUCUUCUGCAUUAAUAAGAAAAAGAGAAAAAGAAAACAACAGUAAAGCCUCAUCACAGGACACCAAAAUUGAUGAGGGUUAUAUUUAGAAACACAAAUUAGCAAUCGAUGGCUUCUUCAAGCUCGUACAACCCGCCCUGCGCGGCGUGCAAAUUCCUACGGCGGAAGUGCAUUGCGGGAUGCAUCUUCUCGGCGUACUUCCCGGCGGAGGAGCCGCAGAAGUUCGCCAACGUGCACAAGAUCUUCGGGGCGAGCAACGUGGGGAAGCUGCUGAAGGAGCUGCUGCCCCACCAGCGAGAGGACGCGGUCAACUCCCUGGCCUACGAGGCGGAGGCCCGCGUCCGAGACCCCGUCUACGGCUGCAUCGGUGCCAUCUCGUUCCUCCAGAGCCAGGCCGAUCGCCUCCAGAAGGAGCUCGACGACGCCAAUGCAGACCUCUUUAGGUUCAAUGAUAUUUAUACUAGUAAUUGAUGUAGCUAGGGUUUGUUUGUUUGUUUGAAUAAUUGUGGUAUUUAUGAAUUAUGAAUAUUGGUCUUGAUCAUGGACUUAAUUACUGUGUACGUCCAUGUGAAUGUUGUUUGUUUAAUGUGGAUUUGAGAGGUCAUAUUUUGUAAACUGUGUAUAUAAUAUAUUCUCGACCUACAAAUGAUCUGCUUGUACUAUGAUUGUAAAUGUUACAAAAUACAAUUAUUUUUUUUGUAUACAUCUAUAAGUGUAUAGCAGCACCACUUG